Molecule: messenger RNA, 706 nt
Organism: Papilio polytes (common Mormon)
Lineage: Eukaryota; Metazoa; Arthropoda; Insecta; Lepidoptera; Papilionidae
Exons: 1
Source: RefSeq, a predicted model, not a curated record
CUGUCAUAACAACAGCAAACAAACAAAAAAAUAAACAAAACAUCAUUGAAGUUUUUUAAAUCGUAAAGAAUCCUUUAAGAUAUUAUUUAUUAAAAUGUCUUUAAGUGGAUACGACUCGGAAGCUAUCGGUUUCGAUAGUAUUACUUCCGAGAAAAAGGCGGGAACUGAAAUUUCCACUCAGACCAAUGACUUUAAGGAGUACGGUAUUGGUUGUCAGACGUCCAUUUCCAAAGACGUUGGCUGCUCCGCCGAGCCCGAGGACUUGAAUGCAGAGGAUGAUGUACUAAGAGAGUAUCCUCCACCAGGUCUUAACGCGUUCCUCAGGAAGGUGGUACCCGGCAUGAUGGAACAACUAGACCAGAACGAAAAAGAUAUGCCGUACAAUUCUUCUGAUUCCGAUGAAGAAGAAGCUGUAACUGCUAAGAUCCUUCAAGAGAUAAACGUAGAUGGGCAAGGGUUAGGCGCUGGUGACCACAGGUCUUCAAUCCUUGGGGUAACUUGGAGCAGCACUGGGAAUACACUAGCUGUCUCCAUAGGUGAGAAGUAUCAUGAGACUUGGUGCGAACACCAAGGUCAGAUCAAAGUAUAUACCAUGAAGAACUUUGAAAGUAAAUUGACCCAUACCCUUGAUAUUAUGGAGAAGAAUUGCGUGACUGUGGUGAAGUAUCACCCAGCUGUGUCAGCUCUGCUCGCGUACGGCACAGUU